This is a messenger RNA of Hyposmocoma kahamanoa, 2418 nucleotides long. RefSeq names its product nucleolar complex protein 3 homolog (gene Noc3). Gene Ontology annotation, biological process: DNA replication initiation. Lineage: Eukaryota; Metazoa; Arthropoda; Insecta; Lepidoptera; Cosmopterigidae. The transcript has 13 exons. The record is from RefSeq and is a predicted model, not a curated record. The coding region runs from base 16 to 2418 and encodes 800 amino acids. Gene Ontology annotation, cellular component: nucleolus. Gene Ontology annotation, molecular function: chromatin binding.
AGAAUAUCAACCAAAAUGGCUAAAAAACGCAAGUUAAAGAUUAGCAAAGUAAAAAGAAAUAAUCAAACUACUAAUAAGAUGCGAAAACAGGGAAAAUUGAAUCUUCAAAGGCAUAGAAACAAGGUGCAAAAACAGAAGGCGCCUGAGAAGCCUCAAAUUGAAUACAGCAGCGAAAGUGAGGCCUCUGCAGACGGAUGGGCGGACAUGCUGGACGACGAAGAGCAGCAGUACAUCAUGAAGAGACUGGCCAAGCAACCACAGCUGCUUUCCAACAUUCAAGAAGAAGAAAAACAACCUAAUAGGUCUAGGAAACGGAAGCGUGAAACAAAAGAGCGUGUUCCUAAACCCACACCAACAAUGAACGACAGUGGGGCAGAAAAUGACAUUAGCGAUUCAGAUGAUGAGAUUGAAGACAAAUAUGAAAUGGAAUUGGCAGCGCGGCCAGUCAAGCGACUGCGGCCUUUACUGCCUAUCAAGACGAAAUUAGGGCUGCAGGAAAGGGCAGAAGAAUGUGAUGAUACUGAAUCAGAAGAAGAAAGUGAAGGGCAAUCAAAACCAAAGCUACGGGAAUCUCUUGAGGAGCACACUGACUCGGACUCCGGCGUGGAUGGCACGGUGGAGGAGGAUACGCCAGAAGAGUCGAGUGAAGCCGGCGAGAUCACUACGGUGCAGUUACUGGCCGCCAGGAGAGACAAGCUGGCCCAUGAGAAGCUCAGAAUUGGAGCACUUUGCUCGUCCUUGUUGGAGAACCCUGAGAAAAAGUUAAACAACCUGUACGCGAUCCUGUAUCUGAUGGAGGAACGAUUAAAGGACAACACAUUGAACCUGCAUUCAGUGCGCAAGCUGGCUACUCUCUCAGCUUGUGAGGUGUUCCGGGACAUAUUGCCAGAGUACUUCCUUAGGCAUCAGGAUUACUCCAAUAUUAAAUUGAAGAAGGACACCUUAGCUUUGUACAAACACGAGAAGGAGCUGCUCGCAUUCUACAAGAGGUACCUGCAGAGGUUGGAGAAAGCUGCCAUGGUGUUGCGGAAGAAGAAAGGGGAUACGCGGAAAGUUGACGAAUCUUCUAUCCAACUGGGGCUGAUAUCGGUGCACUGCAUGUGCAGCCUGCUGCAGUCUCGGCCGUACUUCAACUUCGCGAGCAACAUCGCGCAGAGCAUUGUGCCAUUCCUUGCUUGCAGCGACUCCCGCGCCGCAAGCGCAGUCACCGAUUGCUGCGCACAGGUCUUCAACGAGGACACUAGAGGGGAGAUUACGCUCACUGUGGUGCGCCUGAUCAACCAGCUGGUCAAGCGACGCGGCGCGAAUCUCCCGCCUCGAGCUCUCAGCUGCCUCCUGGCACUGCGCAUACGCGACAUCGAUCUUGACGAGGAGAAGGACCUCAAGAGGAAGCAAGCGCACGACCAAAAGCGAAAGAAACGCAUCGUUAAUCUCUCCAAGAAGGAGAAAAAGCGAGCCAAGAAGUUGAAAGAAGUGGAACGCGAACUGCUCGAGACGCAAGCGCAAGAGAGCGAGCUAGCGCGGCGGAAGCAGAUGACCGAGGUCACAAAAACCGUCUUCCACAUCUACUUCCGGCUGCUGAAGACCGCGCCGCGCUCAAAGUUGUUGGCUGUAGCACUCGAAGGCAUCGCCAAGUUCACGCACGUGAUCAACCUGGAGUACUACUCGGACUUGGUAUCGAUCCUGGGACGUCUACUUACUGACGAUGCGGUGGGCGGGCGAGAACGGCUGCUGAUCGUGCGCGCUGUGCUGGCCGUGCUGGCCGGCGCCGGCGACGCUCUCAACGUCGACCCGGCCGGAUUCCACGCGUACCUUUAUGCCCACGCGCUGGACGCACAUGCUGGCGCAACACAUGAAGAUGCAAAGAUAAUACUAGAAGCAGUGUCUCAGCUGACGCACCGCGCUAGACGCGUGUCGCCGGCGGUACUGCAGGCGUUCGCCAAGCGGCUCGCCACCCUGGCGCUGCAGCUGCACCACAACGGGGCCCUCGGCUGCCUCGCGCUAUUGCAUCAGCUUGCACAGCACAGUAAACACGUCUCACAAAUGCUGGAGACCGAUAUGGACGUGGGCUCGGGCCGUUUCGACCCGACAUCGCCGUCGCCGGAGCACUGCAAUGCGCACGCGGCUUCCUUGCACGAGCUCACCGCCCUCGCGACACACUACCACCCCACCGUGCGCGAGGUCGCCCAGUCUCUCAUGGAACGACGACCGCUCACUCAACUUGGCAAGCUAACUCCACUACAGAUCUUCGAACAAUAUGACGGAUCUCAAAUGGCGUUCAAACCUUCCGUGCCCACGCUUAAACGCGACAAACCGCCUAACAGCAAAGUGCAGUCGCACACGUGGACCCAGUUGUCACUUAAGGAAUACUGUGAAUGUGUUGAAAGUAACUUAUCAAUGGUCAUCACUAACAGUUAG